AUGACCAUCACCAACUCCACACAACGGUUCGUCAAAGAGAGCCUCUCCUCUCCUGAGAAUCAGCAGCACCAGUUCCCAGUCAAGUACUUCUACGAUCCCUUGGACGGUGACCUCGAAUACCUCUCCUCCCUCGCAUUGGCCUCAACCAUACACUCAUAA
Molecule: messenger RNA, 159 nt
Organism: Aspergillus wentii DTO 134E9
Lineage: Eukaryota; Fungi; Ascomycota; Eurotiomycetes; Eurotiales; Aspergillaceae
Exons: 2
Coding region: 1-159 (52 amino acids)
Source: RefSeq, a predicted model, not a curated record